AGCCACACUAUCACUAGCUUGGUAGUCAAAUGUUAUUCAGAUCUGUUUUGUGUGCGACUGGCUUUCCUUUCACACUAUUUUCUGAGUAAUUUCGGGAAAGAACACGGACGGAAUUGUGUACGAUCACAGAUGCAAACAGACAGAAAGCAAGGACAAACUACACGUCCGUAAAUAUACUGAAAUUAAAACUGCAAACCGUACCACAGUUGACCAAGUAACUGAGAAAUGUCUGAGUAUUUGGAACCAGGUGAUUUGGUGAUUUUCUAUCGCAAAGGAUAUAGACAUUGGACAGUGUAUUCAUAUGAAGAUCGGGUCAUUAGUUUCACAGAUGAUGGGUGGAUUAGAGAAGUAGAUUUUGAGGUUUCUCAGGAAAAUUCGCAAGUGGCAUGGCAAAGCGAUCCUAGCCCUUUUUCUGGAGUCGAAGUCGUUCACAGAGCGAGAUCUCAACUUGGACAUCGGAAAUUUGGGCGGUUCAACGCACUUGCCAAUAACUGUGAACACUUUUCCAAAUGGUGUCGUUAUAAUGAAGAAAAAAGCACGCAGUCUCAGACUGCAUGGAGUAUAUUUGGAACUGCUAUUUUAACUGCUGUCGGAGGGGCAGUUACAGGAGGAAUGAUAGUGGGGGCAGCAGCAGCUGCAGCAAUAGCUUCAGUAGCAACUGCAACAAUAACUUCAGCAGCAGCCGUUGCAACAGCUACUCUGUCUUCUAGUACUUACAAACUACGCAACACCGGAAGACCAAAGGAAAACCUCAGACGACUGAAAUACCGCUACAAGCGCUACGGCAAUUAGAACACGUCAUGCAUUAUAAUGCUGCUUUUUUUCAGUGAAUAUUUAAAUGGCGGCGUUGUACGCGACUUGCUAUGCCAGUUACCAUUAAAACUCUUUGGCGUAUGUCUUUGCUAAUAGUCUUAAAUAAAGGUCUAUAUUUAUUUAAUUAUUAGUAAUAAAUUUAAGGUAUAUUGUAAAACAAUUUUUAUUACCGUAGUUCCAAGACUAUUAUGCAGCUAGAUGCAUUGUAUAUCGCUGUUCAUGUAUCAAUAUCUAGUGUCAGUCUUUGCUUCAGAUCUUCGUUAUAACUUAACGAGACUAUCACAGAGGUAAGUUAUUUGUAAAAAAUAAUAAUAAUAAUAAUAUAAUAAUAAUAAAUAUUCUGUCAAAUGACUGUCCUCUUGCUUGUAAAUGUGAGUAAUUAAUUUAGUUUCUUCAUGAUUUGUAUUAUUUGUAAUAGUUAUACACACACUUUACAAGGUUUAUCGGUGAACAUCCCUACAGUCGUGGGUUCUGAGUUAUACACCACUUUAGGUCAACUUAAUUAUUAUAUGAUCAGUUCUAUGGCAAAUACGAUCAAUAACUAGAAAGUAGAAAAACAAAUUAAAUGGAAACUAAACUCAAAUAUGAGCCUUAUGUGUUGGAAAGAUGCAUACCCGGACCACUAACACAUACUAACACUUUAAGAAAUGAAAAACGUGUAAUUUUUAAAUUAAUUUUAAAAACCUUAUUAUUUCUGCUAAGUGGGGGCAGCUAUUUUCUUUUGUUUUUGUGGGGUCAGGUAGUAUAGCUUGGAGCGAAGUGACGUCAGCUCCUACCAACUCCAGUAUGCACGGUGAAAACAAACGCAGUAAUUUACGACAAGGCGCUCCGCAUUCAUCAAUCUGACUUGUAAAACAACAUAAAUGACUUGAUAGUAUAAUAAACUAUUUUACUAAAUAUAUUUCAGUUUUCAUUAA
Molecule: messenger RNA, 1730 nt
Organism: Gigantopelta aegis
Lineage: Eukaryota; Metazoa; Mollusca; Gastropoda; Neomphalida; Peltospiridae
Exons: 4
Coding region: 226-792 (188 amino acids)
Biological process (GO): N-acylphosphatidylethanolamine metabolic process
Cellular component (GO): cytoplasm
Molecular function (GO): A2-type glycerophospholipase activity; glycerophospholipid phospholipase A1 activity
Source: RefSeq, a predicted model, not a curated record